AGAAACUAUUUCGGUUUGCUAGAGGAACAUUUUAAAUCUGAACUGAACCACUUAUUUUGCUUUCUUGGCCAAAUCACCAAAAUGUCCAGUUAGAACAAGAAUUUAGCAUUCUGCAAAAGAAGUUAACAGCUGAGGUAAGGAGAAAACAUUCUGAAAUGGAUCCCAAAUAUUUCAUCUUAAUGUUGUUUUGUGGACACCUGAACAAUACAUUUUUUUCAAAGACAGAGACAAUUACAACAGAGAAGCAGCCACAGCCUACCUCAUUCACAUCAUCAACGUCAUAUAUCUUAGCUAAUUCUCAAAACACAACAAAGAAUCCUUUGGGUCAAUCAACACAAUUCAAUGCCACAUCUUCUGGACAAUCAAUAUCAUCUGCCAAAGCCACUGCUGGACAACCAACACCAGCUGUCUAUACUUCUGAAAAAUCAGCAGCACAUACUUCCAUUGGACAACCACUUGCCUAUAACACCAAACAACCAAUACCAACAGCCAGCAACUCCUCCCAGCAACCUGUGUUCACCUCUGCCAGGCAACUACCACCAUCUACCCAUAUUUCUACCACACAACCACCAACGCCAUUUGUCUAUACUUUCACUCAACAAUCAUCAUCUGUCCAGAUCCCUUCUAGAAAACGAGUACCACCAACUGUUCAUGAUUCAUCCACACAACCAACAUCAACUGUCAAAAAUUCACCUAGGCAUACACCAGGAUUUAUCUUAGAUUCUACCAGUAACAAACGAACCCCACAAAAAAACAAUAGUAAUUCAACAGCUGCCAUACUAGUUGGUGUACUUCUGAUUUCUAUGUUGGUAGUUAUAAUCAUUGUUGUACUUUGGAAACGCUUAAGGAAGCCAGUUUUAAAUGAUCAAAAUUGGGCAGGUAGAUCUCCAUUUGCUGAUGGAGAAACUCCUGACAUUUGUAUGGAUAACAUUAGAGAAGAUGAAAUACCCACGAAACAUACCUCAAUCAUUUCACUUACACCCUGGAAACCAAGCAAAAGCACACUUUUAGCAGAUGAUUUAGAAAUUAAGUUGUUUGAAUCAAGUGAAAACAUUGAAGACUCCAACAACCCCAAAACAGAGAAAAUAAAAGAUCAAGUGAAUGGUACAUCAGAAGACAGUGCUGACGGAUCAACAAUUGGAACUGCUGUUUCUUCAGAUGAUGAUGCAGAUCUGCCUCCACCACCUCCCCUUCUGGAUUUGGAAGGACAGGAAGGUAGCCAGUCUGUCAAACCCGCAAUGAUAAUUGUAUCUCCUCUUCCAAAUGAUUCUCCUAGUCUUCUUCCAUCUCUGGAUUGUCUCAAUCAAGACUGUGGAGAUCAUAAAUCUGAAACAAUACAAUCAUUUCCAUCCCCCACUGACUCACUUAACUUGCCCCUGCCACCAGUAGAUUUUAUGAAAAACCAAGAAGAUUCCAACCUUGAGAUCCAGUGUCAGGAGUUCUCUAUUCCUCCCAACUCUGAUCAAGAUCUUAAUGAAUCCCUGCCACCUCCACCUGCAGAAUUGUUAUAAAUAUGACAACUUGCUUUUUAGCUGAUCUUCUAUCCUUAAAUGACUCUCUUUUGAUUUUCUUUAUAUGUUAAAAUAUAUAAAAUGGCAACUGGUAGUUGAUUUUGAUUUUUAUUCAGGAACUAUCUGAAAUCUGCUCAGAGCCCAUGUGCAUAGAUAAUU
Molecule: messenger RNA, 1670 nt
Organism: Saimiri boliviensis boliviensis (Bolivian squirrel monkey)
Lineage: Eukaryota; Metazoa; Chordata; Mammalia; Primates; Cebidae
Gene: EVI2B
Product: ecotropic viral integration site 2B
Biological process (GO): regulation of stem cell division; positive regulation of neutrophil differentiation
Source: RefSeq, a predicted model, not a curated record